AUGGCUUUUAAUUUACCGCCAGAAACGUUACAGAAAAUCUUUGAUUAUAUAAAUGAUGAUGACUUUAACACAUUUCAAUCCCUAAUAUUAGUUAACCGAGACUGGUGUCAAAAUAGUAUUAUGCUGCUUUGGAAAAAACCUUUUCACAAUAAACUUCGAUUUAAAAAUCUUUACAAAAUCAUUUCAGUCAUCCUUGCAUUCCUUGAUGAUGAAAGGAAACAAUAUUUGAACAUUACCGACGCAAGACUUGAAAUUCAAGCAAAGGUUUUAUUCGAUUACCCUUCAUUUAUAAAAGAGUUAAAUUUUAAAGCUAUCGUGUUCUUGAUUAAAGAAUGGAUUAAUAGAAAGGAAAAGAUUCGACCAAUACUAGCUCCUGAUUAUUUCACUACUCAUGAAAAAGAAUACAUAGCAAAGUUUAAUGAUUAUAAGUAUAUGGAAGUGAUCACUCCCAAAGCGCUCUUCAUAAAUCAAGAGAGGAUCGCAUUUGUUGAUGCAAUUUAUCAUGUAAUUUCUAGGAAUAAUAAUGCAUUAAAAUCUUUGAUAUUGGAUAAACCCUAUAUGGUUAUGUAUGAUAUGUUUAAACCAUUCUAUCAGGAAAUCAUAUCCUCGAAUCCAGGUUUUCUUAAUCAAUUGGAACUGAUUAAUUUUUAUUAUGAUAGGAAUUGUCCAGAAAUAUUAGAAGAAUUCUCAAAGAUAACAAACAACCUUAAAUCAAUUCACAUCGGAUUUCAAUACCAUAUAUCCGAUUGCAUGGGGGAGGAUGGGUUAAUCCAGUUCAUUAAGUCACAAAAUAACCUUGAGCACGUGGCCCUUGAUGGUUAUGAAGGAAGCAGACUUGCGGACAUUCAUAAUUCCUUAAUUACUCAAGCUCAUUCUUUAAGAACAUUCAAAAUAUGGUUUACUGAUAUUGAUCUUGAUUGCUUGAAUUUCUUGGGAGAAUGUCAAAAUCUUGAAGAAUUGGAAUUCGGAUGCAUUGAUUUUUAUUCCGUCAAAUGCGUUUUCAUGGUGGAUUCCGAACAUUCAUUAAGUCUCAUUCAAACGAUAGCAACCUCUUGUCCGAAUCUUGUGUCGUUAACAUUCAGGAUUCAAUCUCGAAAUGAGUUGGAUGAAUUGAUUAAAUACUUUGAUGAUAAAUUUCAAAAAUUGGAAGUUCUUAAAAUUUGCAACUAUUUUGGGGAUGAUGAUGAGUAUUGGAUGAUAGAUGAAUGUAUUAGAGAAUUCUUUCUAAAGAUUCCUAAGAAUGUUCGUAAACUUGACAUUUCCAAGUGGGUGAUUAACAUCAAAUUGUUGGAAGAUUAUUUACAUUGUAUUAAAAGACCUUUGAAAAAAUUUCAAUUUACUUUUCAUGGUGAAAUUCAUGAAAUAGGGAACCUUGUUAAAAAAUUUUCAAUAGAAAAAAGUUGGUCGAUAAAAGGGGUUGCUCCCACUUCGAGAUUCUAUUAUUGUCAUAUAAUAAAAAUAGAAUGGGAUUGA
Messenger RNA from Funneliformis caledonium, 1473 nucleotides. The record is from the annotation of a GenBank genome assembly. Lineage: Eukaryota; Fungi; Glomeromycota; Glomeromycetes; Glomerales; Glomeraceae.